GCUGCCUGCACAGCCUCGUCAUGAGCUCCCAGAACUCCUCCGACCCCCAGGUCCUUUGCAGCUCCGAGCAGCUGUUCCUGCAGCCCCUGUGGGACCACCUGAGGAGCUGGGAGGCCCUCAUACAGUCGCCCUUCUUCCCGGUCAUCUUCUCCAUCACCACAUACGUGGCCUUUUGCCUGCCCUUCGUGGUCCUGGACAUCCUGUGCUCCUGGGUGCCCGCCCUGCGGCGCUACAAGAUCCACCCCGACUUCUCGCCGUCCGCGAGGCAGCUCUUACCCUGCCUGGGGCAGACCCUCUACCAGCAUGUGAUGUUUGUGUUCCCCGUGACGCUGCUGCAUUGGGCCAGCAGGCCAGCCCUCCUGCCCCACGAAGCCCCCGAGCUGCUCCUGCUGCUGCACCACAUCGUGUUCUGCCUGCUACUCUUCGACACGGAGUUCUUCGUGUGGCACCUGCUGCACCACAAGGUGCCCUGGCUGUACCGCACCUUCCACAAGGUGCACCACCAGAACCCGUCCUCGUUCGCGCUGGCCACGCAGUAUAUGAGCGUCUGGGAACUGUUUUCUUUGGGCUGCUUCGACAUGAUGAACGUCACGCUGCUCGGGUGCCAUCCGCUCACCUCCCUGACCUUCCACGUGGUCAACAUCUGGCUGUCCGUGGAGGACCACUCCGGCUACAACUUCCCUUGGUCCACUCACAGACUGGUGCCGUUCGGGUGGUACGGAGGUGUGGUGCACCACGACCUGCAUCACUCUCACUUUAACUGCAACUUCGCUCCGUACUUUACACACUGGGACAAAAUAUUGGGAACGCUGCGGACUGCAUCUGUCACAGCGCGGUGAUGUGGCUGCGGUGCGUGCCCCUAAGACGUGGGACUGCUGUGCCUUUCACACUUGAAUCAAGAGAAACGCCUGAGCUAUAGAUAUUUUUUACGGCAACUAACUUAUUAACCGAUGAAAACCACAGAUAAAAUCUGAUGUAUUUUUGUAAUGUGACAAAGUAAUUUACAUACUGUUUGUGUAUCAAUACAAUUUUGUGUUCUUGGUAUUCUUAGUCUAGCUCACCGCAAUAGCCUUGAAUCCUGGAUAUGAAUUAGACAUUCAUCACUGGCAUAUAUAGAGUAUCUCUAAAAGGACUUGUUUGUAGAAUAAGGAAUUUUCUAUGUUUCAAAGUGUUCUAAAACCUGGCUUAAAGAACGUAUUUUUAUGGGUGGUGUUGACUUCUGACUCUAAAAGCAAUCAAACAUGUUUCUGCUGGACAGUGACCAAGAUUAUAGUACCUUUUUAUAUUUUUUAUAGAACUGUAUAUUUAUUUGGAAAGAAAUGUUAUUCAUGCUUUAAAAAAGAAAAAAAAAAAGAACAUGAAUCAAAUAAGUAUUGACUCCCAUUUCACUGGCAUUUUGACUGACAAAAAGGGAAGAGGGAGUGGGCAUACCAAAUGUGCUUCUAGGCCUCCAUCAGCCUUACCAUGGAAAGAGAGGAAUCUGGGUGUAGGGUGUUCUGUCGGGGGUUGUUGGAGAAAAGGAGGCAGGAGAAGGAGGUCUGUUUGUCGUUGUGCUCUAGCAAUUUCAUGGAGGAAAAAAAUGCUAAUGCUCCUAAUGGGUUUCAGCUGAUUUCUGCAUAACAGGCAAGUGAUAGGAUUACUCUGUAAAGUUUCAUAAAGAGAUUAACACUAAGCAAUCAAUCAUUUUAUUAUUUGUAAGAAAGGACUAGGGGAGGAACAGAAUCGGAGGUGUGCCUUGCUUUGCAGAACUGGUGAGUCAAUUGCAUACACUAGAGCAGCUGAUAGAUGCAGAAGGCGAUUCUGAGGAGGCUCCUGUUUUGUGAAGCCAUCCGUAGCUACUGCAAAUGAACCUCAAAGCAUUGCUUCUGAAAUCUGGAAUUUUUGCAUAUUCAGUUUUCUUAAUUAAAACACACAUGCAGCAGGUACAGCCCUUUCUAAAAGAAAGAUAAAGUGAAAUUUGGCCCUGGAUCCCUGGUUCCUCAUCUGGAAAAGGAGGAGGUGUCCCAGAUGUUCUUGCAGAUGACAGUAAAUAUUCUUAUUACUAACCACACAUCCAUCACCCAUCAUGCGCCCCAUCUAAUUCCUGCCUAUUCAUUUUAAUUUUGUUUUUGGAAUAUAGUUUAUAUAGUGUAAAGUUAAAAAUCAAGACAAUUUUGACAAAAUAUAAAGAAUGGCAGCUUUGUGUGUAAUUCUUGGCUCAUUAUUUUUGAAUCAAACUGUCAUGUUUAAAGGUAAAACAUCCAUUUAGAGACCUGGUCUCCACAGUCUGCCAAAUGAGACUCCCAAGAAAUAUGGUUAGGACCUCCAAAUAUUUGGCAGAAUGCCCCAGCGUGUGGAGCCUCACAGCCAGUUUUCACAUGUUCCCUUCAACGUGUGUAUUCCUUUAGCUUCUUGACUGAAAUUACCCCCUCCUCUGUCUGUAUCAGGACCAGACUGGGAUUUAAAGAUGGUAUUGAUUUAUAAAAGUGAAAUUCAUGAAAAGAGGAAGUGUGAUGUGAGGAGAAAAUGCUACAUUGACGGUAGUAUAUUAUUAUCAUGAUGCACGUGGCGCCUGGAGUAAGAAGAGAAGAAUAAACAGGCAGGUGUGGAGUCUAUGGUGCAACUAUUAGUUGUAAGCAGCUGUAGGCACGCAAAAGCUGUCCUGUAAAUCAUGGAUAAUGACAAUUUAUUACAGCUUAUCCUCAGAGAAUUGUAAAAAUGUAUCAUGUUGCAUCACUGCAUAAGGGAAUUUUAGGUUUGGGUCAGAUUAUACACAUGGAAAGUGCACAAUUUAGAUUUAGAAACACUUUCUCACAAUCGAAUGUCUUAACAGUUUUUAAUGCCUUGGAAGGUAGAACUGGGGAAGUGGAGAGGGUGAGCAGUUUUUCAGAUAGCUUGAGAACCUGUUAAUAAAAAUAGUAAAGAAAAAGUUCAUAUGCACGUGAGCUUUCACACAAUUUCUCACUUGCUCCUUUCAACAACACCAUAGGGAUGUAGAAUAAUAAUAAUUAUUAUUCUCAUCAUCAUCCUAUGUUAUGGAUAGAGGAUUGGUACCCACACAGGUUAAGUACAUUUUUCCAGGUUACAAAAUACGAGGAGUGGGAGCCAGUUCUACUAAACUUAGGUCUGGUAGUGUAUACUGUGCAUCUCUUCUGAUAAUAUAACUGCCAGAGAGCUGCAAACCCUGCAACACCAACAAAUGGCCUCCUUCUCUUCCUCCUUUGUUACUACCCCUAAAACAGUGUCACCCUGGCCCACUACUUCACUUCCACAAGGCUGCCAAAGCCUGUGCCUGGGUAGGGGAGAAAGCCAGGGGAGGUAGAUCAAGGCCAGUCUAAGCAGGCACUGGGAGAGCAGGAGGCAGGUCAAUGACUGUGUUUUCUGCAUCCUUCAUUGCACCUGUGCUACAAACGCAACUACUGCAGCCAGAUUACCUGGGUGGUAAUCUGGGUUCUGGGACUUACCAGCUGAGUGACUUUGGAUAAGUUGCUUAACCUCUCUGUGCCUUAGCUUCCUUUUCUAUUGAUCACAGACCGUCCCUUGCUGAGUUGUUGUGAGGGAUUUUUGAGUUACUAGAUGCGAAGUACUAGAUUAAUCCAAAAUCCUGGCUGUAGUCGUGUUUGCAGUGACUGAUGCUUUCCAAUGGACUGCAGUUCAGAAUGCUAAAAGCUUUUGUUCACAAACAUGCUUGUGCUCUCUCAUCUUCGAGGAAUCAAAUAAAGCUAAGUUGUUGGU
Cercocebus atys (sooty mangabey) is the source of this 3714-nucleotide messenger RNA. RefSeq names its product cholesterol 25-hydroxylase (gene CH25H). Bases 21 to 839 code for a protein of 272 amino acids. The record is from RefSeq and is a predicted model, not a curated record. Lineage: Eukaryota; Metazoa; Chordata; Mammalia; Primates; Cercopithecidae. Gene Ontology annotation, biological process: cholesterol metabolic process; sterol biosynthetic process. Gene Ontology annotation, molecular function: steroid hydroxylase activity; iron ion binding; C-4 methylsterol oxidase activity. The transcript has a single exon.